UCGGUGAGUCGGUCGGUCGUUGGAUGCUCGCAAUACCAUGUCUUAGAGCUCUUAGAGAACGCUUUGCUGCCGCACUUGCCUCCGAGACAUCGUCGACGCAAUAUCGCGCGCGUGUUUCUCGUCGAGGAUGUAAACAAAGUUACGAUCGUGCGUUCAUGUUCACGCAUGUUUUCAUUCUUUCUCUCUUGCUCGCUCAUUCUUGUCGUUACCGUUGUCUUACGCGGGCUCGGGUACUCAGUAUUUAUACGGCAGUCUUGUUACACGCUCGUCGAGCUAUACGUGCUGGAGUUAAUAGUUACAGUCAAUAGUGCGCUAAAGUUUAAAUUACACCGCCUCCGUUGCCAGCCACGACCGUUCCAGCGAGUAGUAGUGCCAAUAGUUUAUGGCUAUUCCUUUGCUACCAGUACCGACGACAUCAACGUCGACAUCGGGAGCCAGCAAGUCAACUGGUGGUCACGUCCGCGGGUCAGUUAAGUACACGACGAGCCUCGAGUUUACUACAACUGAUCCUUUGUGAAACUUAGACGCGAUUAUUGUUGCAUUGAUUUGUAAUAACUACUGGAGUAAUCGCGGUACGUGUCGUUGUUACUGUUGUGGAACGGUUUUGUAUUAUACACAGUGAAUAGUAUUGUUAUUGUUGUUGUUGUUGUUUUUUUUAUUGUUAUUAUUAUCAUCAUUUGAGUUGGAAUUGUAAUCUUUGUUCCCUCGGAAUCACCACCAGUUGCAGUAGCAAUAGCACCAGCACUCCGUGGACCUUUUACUGUCGAGAGUCUGAGCACAACAAACUUGGGUACAGUGAACCCCUUGGCCGUUUGUUGUCGGUCUAUCUGUGUCGGAUUGAAAUAUCGGUGGCGCCGUGGGAAAGGGAUCACCGGCACGCCGUUGGCUCCAUUAUCGAAUCAUCGGAGGUUAGACCCGAAUUAGGUGGAUGGAAAUAACUCGAAGACAGUAAAAAAAAUCGAUCCACAAAAAUGUCUGGAGAUCCUGCGAGCCCAUAAUUCCGACGAGGCAUCAAAGACAACAGGGAAGUCUUUUAUUAUUUUAAAAUGGGAAAUAGUAGUUCACAUCACACAGCAGCAGUGUCUCAGGAAAUGGGACGAGGAUGGACCCAGUCAUUUCCACGUGAACUUACAAGGCACCAUCACCAUUCCCAGGCUGCUGGGCACAAGGUUCUGCCCGAGCCCCCGAAUCAGCGGCUACGGGCGACCAAUAAUGGGAAUAUUAUUCACAACGGUGGUACUAUAAGUGGUCGAAGACCAUCAGCGUACACUCUACCCCACGAUCUUAAUAAGCAAGGGAUAUAUAGAAGCAGAAGCACUUCAACUUCACACCUGGGUGAAUCCCGAGCGCGAAAUGACUCAGGAAACCAGCACUGCUGUGCAGGUCACUAUCGUCCAUGCGACGGAAGCUGCCGUGAAAACGAGAUGGUGGAGCUCAAAAGAUUCGGCAGUGAGCCGGAUCUGCGUUACUCCCCAUCGGAGUCGCGACAUCCUCCGGCUACAGACCGUCACUCGGGAUACCACUACCCUGAGCGCGAAUCGCGAGAGCGCGAGAGUCGGUAUCGCGGAAAAAAGAAGUACAAAGCCCCAGCACCGCCGGCAAUUAACGGCGACGGGUCAUCACCGGACUCCUACAAAUGGGAGGCGAUUGGUCCCGAUCGCGACAACUGCUGCCGACAGGAAGAGGACCCCGGGUCACGGGGCAUUAAACCGCCGCCUCGUAAAUCCCGGCUGUUUAAAACCCGGGCUGAGACUAAACGUCAGCAGAGCAACUGGAGCCAGCCCGCACAGCAAGAGUGCACGGAUGGUAUUGAGAGUGAGAGAAGAUGGAUUAAUGAGAGACAGCAGCAGGUGUCUAAUGGCAAAGAAAACAGCAGACCGUGGAGAGAGUACCAGGAACAAGAUCAAUGGACGAGGGAUGAAAGGAGGAGAUCCUCUAAGAAAUUCGAUGGGAAGAAUACCCUUCAGAGAAGCCUCAGCAGUCCCGAGUUCCAGGCAGAGCUGAUGCAGGUAGCGAAAAAGGUGCGCAAUAAACUCAACUACAAUCGACGCGUGGGACCUGUAGGCGCACCCACCGCUAACACCGAGUUGAAACAUGAAAACCAAUUAUCUAAGUCCACGACGUUUAUUGAUGCACGCAAGAACAAUCCUGGGGACAAAAAAUACUCGAGAUCCAAGCAGCAGCAGCAGCAGCAGCAACAAGAAAGUUGUGUAAAUGAUUGCCGUGUUGAUAGACGUAAAAGCAGAAGUAUGGAGCAGUUUGAUAAUAAAUGUCAGGAGGUUCGAACUUGCUCGCGAUUCUACGAGGAAAGAACAUUCCAGGAACGCACCAGAGGUGAGAAUAGAGUAAUUAGGAGCCAGGAAACGCGCUCGUACGAGGAAAGAAGAAUGGAUAGCCCUCGCGGUAGCCGUAAUGGCUUGGCAGAAAAAUCAAGCGAUCACGUUGACGAACGACCUGUGGAAAACGGCAUCAACAGAAGACGUAAGGUCUUGGAAAAGUCAACGACCUAUGAGGAAAGUGUCGUUACAAAUGGGAAUUCAGAGCCCGCUGUCACGAGAAAAUUUAUAAACGGGCGGCUGGAGGACUUUGGUCACGCGCAGGACGAACGAAACUCCGAGAGGCUGCGUGGCAAAGAAUUUGACCGGAGGAAUGACCGCGAGAAUAAUAGGUCCAGCGAUAUUUUAGUCUCCAAGACAAGCAGGAAGAGUGAAGAAACUGCUGGCAGUGAGCAGCACACGCGGACGAGGUCAGAGAGUCCUGCGACGCUCCAAUGUAGAGACAGAAUAGGCGUUAGAGGUCAAGGCUCCGGCCGGGAGAGCACACCAGAACCCCCAAGGGGCAAAGAGAACAAGGUCGCCGCUGCUGCUGCCGCCGUCGCCGCUGAGAACACCAGAAGAAAAAGAACUGAUGUCAAGGACAAGAAUUAUAGAGACAGUGAAAAAAGAUGGUCAGAGAGUAAUCCCGUCAAGAGCGAAAAAAUAAAAAUAAAGUCUUGUGAAAAGAGUAUUGUCAAAGAGUCCAAGGAAGUUGUGGAGAAGAAUUGGAAUUUGAGUAAUGGCGUGUCACCCAAGUCUAAACAAACAACAACAACUACAACGACCAAGACAUUUUAUACUCAAGAUAAAGAUUACACGGGAUCCCAGCACCAGCAGAAUAAUUUGCUGAAUGAAUUGGACGACGUUAAAAAUAAUAGUGAAGAUAUUGCACUAAAAUUACGUCCAACUCUGCCUAAGAAACAGCUCGAGAUCCCCAGAUUUUCGCCGUCAGCCGCCUGGAGAUUGCUAUCGGCUCUAGAAACCCCAGGCCCGAAUAUGAGCACCGCCAGCGAGGAGAUUCCGGUGAUGUAUGAGGAGAGAAUUGAACGUCUCUCGCGACCACCGAGGCCUUUAAUUGCUCUGGGGCCGAGAAGUUCUCACGACAAGUCCGGCGACUCGGGUGUCUCGUGUGACGCCGGAGUGCCCAAUGAUGAUUCACUCGACGUCACUGUCGACAGAUUAAAAACACAAACGGGCAACACCGCGCGACCGGCCUGGACACCGCAGCAAGAUUUAGGCGAGGAGUCUAGCAGCGAUGCCGGCGUUGAUUCCCCGCCUCCUAUGGCACCCAGCGCUAAAUUUCCUCCCCGUGCUCACGUCUUCUCGCUGUCUUUGCCGCGCGAUGACAAUCGCCACUGCGUUUAUACAGCAGAGAAACCUAAAGAUUCGUCAUUUAAUUCGCUGCAGAAAAUUAAGCGCUCGGUCUCGGGGGCUUUCGGCCUGGGAGCCGUCGAGUUUGAGAGAAAACACGGGGAAACACUUGACGACAACUGGUUGCUGUCCACAAGUGCGCCGACUUCUUUGCAGCACAACCAAGCUAAUCAAAUUAACAGCCGCGAUGUUAACAACGGGAUCAAUGGCUCCCCUGGUUGGGAUGCUAAUUUUCCCGUUGAAGACUUCGAAGACGAAGCUCUGGAUGACGUUGACGAGAAAACGAGUUUUCCUGUGGUAAUGAAACCUCCGUCAUUUUCGUACCUCGCUUCUGGAGGACACGUCAUGUAUUUACCGGCAUCCAAUGACACCGAGCACCGAACCCAGAGCUUGAAUUACAGAAACUCCGUCGGAGAAAUCAGCGUCAAAAUGAACAACAAUAUAAACAUCAAUUCGAAAAAUCUUAAGUCAAAUGACCCGGUCAAGAAUUGCAACAAAAACGGCUUCAUAAAUGGAUUCGCCAACGGGUACACCAACGGAAUCAGCAAUGGGUACAGCAAGCUAUCAAACGACAAGAAAGACCUGGGGCUGUACCGCGAGAGAUCGUUCACUGACUUGGGCAACAAGAGCCGCAAGUCCCAAAAUUUUUCAAAGUCCUGCGAAAACAUAUCGGAAAUGAAGCAGCGCAGCUACUCCCCAGUGAACAACGGCCCCGAGAGUCUCCAGGACAAGAAGAACGACAUGAACAGCAACAACUGCACUAAAAUAUCCAUAAAGCCGAACCCCAAGAGCAAGAGGUUCACGUUCCAGUCGACAGUCAGGCAGAUCGAGCGUCGCAGAUUGGCGGAAAAACUGUCACGUGAAGCCGAGGCUAAAGAACGUCAGAGGAAAAGUGAGUUGGAGGCCAUGCGCAAAGUGGAGGAAGAGUUCCAACGGAAAAGAGCCAAAGAAAAGGCUAAUAUCAGACAGCAGCUCAGACUCUACAGUAUGGAUGAAAAUUCUAGCUUGCCUCCAGCAUCGGACAGCUCGCACCUGUCUCGCGCGGAUCCAGACGGUGCGCCUUCUUCGUCAGCUUCCUCGCCCACCUCAGCACCACCUGGGAAGCUCGUGAACAACCGGAAAGGAAGCGUCAGCAGCGACGAGUACCAUCGCAAGAAGGAGUGCCGGAUCCAGCAGCAGAACCACCAGAAACAGGAGCCCCGAGAGUACAAAGACUACCGCCCGAAAUACUACGACUGGGCGCCAAACGAGUCGUCCUCCCACCUCGAGGUCAAGCAGACUACGGUACAUCCAAAGAUUGUGUGCGACAUUCCCAAAAGCUCUCAUGUAUUCGUCGACUCGAAUAUUCAUACGGGAAAACAUGCUAAUUUAAAUUCCACGCCACGUUCAGACAACUACAGGAAAGAUUUCGCACAUGGAGCGGUAGCUGCAAGAUCCUCUUUAGCCAGCAGUGACAGCGAAUUGUCACAACCAAAUACCCGACCGCACUCACGACAAAACGGCAACAAUAAAAAUAGCAAACCUGCUCGCACUAGGGACGAACCAGCGACGAAGCUCGAAAAUGAUCACGAUGAAAAGUCUCAGGUGACGUUGACCAGGUCAGCGAGUCCUGCGAGAAGUUCUGAGACACCAAGCUCCGAAGAAGAGACACCUGUGGAACCAGUGAACAGAAAUCCGUCUGUCAAUGUCACCACCAAUGGCUUUAUUAUUAACGCCGUCCAGCCGUUCGUUAGAGAAAAAAACUAUCGCCCGAUAGCUUUCAAUCCUCAGCCACCGCCGCCGAUUCCCAUUUGAUUUAAAUUUCAAAUACUUCUAUUAUUUCAUUUUUAUUUUUAUGUUUUAGUAUAAAUUUAUGAUACUGAUAUUUAGCGGCUAAAACUAAUACAAGUCACCAUUUAAUGUAAUACUGUAAUUAAUUAAUUAUUAACAUUAUUUUUUAUAAAUUAGUUUUUAAAUUAAUAGGGUAGUUAUUGUUUUAUGUUAAUAAUUAACUGUAUUUUGAGUUAUGAUUAAUUAUUUAAUCCAGAGUUUAUAAUAGAGAUCAGCAGAAAUAAAUUGAAUAUAAUUGUAAAUAUUUUACGUGGGUUAUAUUUAAUAUAAAAGAAAAAAUAAUAAUUCGGAAUUCUCUCCAGAACUCGAAUUUUUUAUUUUUCACUCAGGAAUUUUUUUUGUUGCAGUUGUGGAAAACAAAAAAAAUAUUUGGGGUCAUGUUAAAGUGGGCGCGCAUUUUCUUUGAAAAAAUAUCAAUUUUGAAAACUCCCGACUUUGAAAUUUAAAAAAAUGGCGCCCAUUUUUUCUAUGACCGAAAGUUCACUCAGUAUUUUUUUCUUUAUUUCUUAUUAUUAUUUUUAUUUGGAAGUCCAUUAUUAUUUUUUCUUUUAAUUUCAUAAAUGAAUAAAGAUGCCAAAUUAUAAAUUAUUUAAAAACUCGUAGAAAAUUUUCUACUAACCUUCAAGUAAUUUUCAAUAUCACCCUGAAGUCUGAAUGAGUGUAAAUGUAGUAGACAUAAGACAAUUUUUAAAUUACAUAUAAAAAAAUUAAACAAUUAAAUUGAUAAAAUAAAAAAAAUGCAUGUACUGAUUUUAGAAUUUUCUAAAAGUUCAUUUUUUAAUUUUUUUGUUAAAAAUAUUUUAUUUAAAAAUUUAAAAAAUUGUCAGAUGUCUGCAAACUUUACUGUCAUGAAGUCUGAAGAUAAUUAACAAUUUUUGGAUUUUUUUUUCAACAAAUCGGUUUAAAAAAAAAAAAAAUUAAAAAAAUGCACAUGUAGAGAAUUCAAAAAACUAUAAGUGCAAUUUUUUAAAAAUACUUUUUUUUUUAUAAUUUAUCGUUUUACAAAAAAUCCAAAAGUUAUUAGUAAACUUUAGUAUCAUUAUUAUGAGUGUGAAUGUAGUGGACAUCAAACAAUUUAUAAAUUUAAAUAAUGAAAUUUAAAAAAAUGCGCGCGUUAAUUUUUCAAUUUUCCAAAUACGCAUUUUUUUAUUUUUUUUCCUCACAUUUUAUUCAUUUAUUCAAAAAUUUUAAAAUUCUGAGUGUGAAUUUAGCAGACAUCAGACAAAUGUAAAAUAAUUAAUCAAUAGAGUAAAUAAUUUAUAAAAAAAAUAUUUACAAAAAAUGCACUUAUUGAUUUCAAAAUUUUUUAAAUGUGCAUUUUUUUUAAAUUUUAUUUUAUUCAUUUUUUACUCUAUUUAUUUAUAAUUAUAAAUUUUUCUGAUGUCUGCCACACUCACAUGAUCCUGAAGUUAACAGACAAUUAAUAAUGUUAGGAUUUUUUUUUAUAACAAAUUUAUGAGAAAAAAAAAAAAUAAAAAAAAUGCACAUGUAGAGAAUUCAAAAAACUAUAAGCAAUUUUUCAAAAUAUUUUUUUUUUUAAUAUUUAUAUUUUAAAAGAAAAUCAAAAAAUUAUUCGACGUCUGUUAACUUCAGUAUCAUCACACUCACACUCAUUGAAUCAGACAAAUUUUAAAUUAUAAAUUAAUAGAGUAAAUAAUUUAAAAAAUAAAGUUUCAAAAAAAUGCACAUAUUAAUUUCAAAAUUUUUUAAAUGCGCAUUUUUUUUAAAUUUAAUUUUACUACUUAUUUACUCUAUUUAUUUAUAAUUUUAAAUGAGUGUGAAUGUAGCAGACAUCCGACAAAUUUAAAAUUAUGAACAAAUAAAGUAAAUAAUUAAAAAAAUAAUUUUUCACUAAAAUUACACUUAUUAAUUUCAAAAUUUUUUACAUGCACAUUUUUAAAAAAUUUUAUUUUAUUAAUUAUUUACU
Molecule: messenger RNA, 7443 nt
Organism: Microplitis mediator
Lineage: Eukaryota; Metazoa; Arthropoda; Insecta; Hymenoptera; Braconidae
Exons: 7
Coding region: 1047-5480 (1477 amino acids)
Source: RefSeq, a predicted model, not a curated record